Molecule: messenger RNA, 811 nt
Organism: Physella acuta
Lineage: Eukaryota; Metazoa; Mollusca; Gastropoda; Physidae
Product: protein APCDD1-like
Biological process (GO): negative regulation of Wnt signaling pathway
Cellular component (GO): plasma membrane
Molecular function (GO): Wnt-protein binding
Source: RefSeq, a predicted model, not a curated record
GUGUGGCGUGUGCUCCCGUGUCAUGAGCUCUAACCCCCAGUACCCACCCCGUCUGACGACACAUGCAGGAACUUUGCUGAGUCUUGAGGGCGAGUGGGUGAGCACUCGAUGCGAGUCGCGUCAGUACGGCAUGUUUUUAACAAGGUGGCUCCACUUCCUGUCCGAUGGCUCCUCCUGGCAGGGCCAGUACGACUACUACCACGACGCCCUCUGCCGGCAUCCGUCGUUCUCCCUCAACGCUAAAGGCAACUACGCCGGCGGCACCGAGUCUCUCCUGGUCCAUGGUGCUAAGGACUACAGCUUUAAGGUGACGAGGUUAAAGGUCGUGCCCCACGAUCAGGCCACCGUGGACAGCAUGAACCACUACGGCGGCAACGGCUGCGGCAAGCCCCACGCCUGGGCUGUGGGCCAGGAACAGGACGUGACGUGGACGGGGGGCUGCGUCACCCUGGGGAUCCGCCUGCCCAACAUGGAGCGAGACAUCAUGAAGAUGGAGAUCGUGCACCGACGUCUGCACCUGUACGUGGGUCAAAGACUGACCGACAAAAAACCGGGGACGGUGUACCAGAAGGAGAGGCCGACCGCCUUCCAGGAACCGCUGGUCAAGUGUGAUCAAGUCGACCUGGACAUGAGCAUCAACACGGCGCCUGGGGGGCAUGGCUGGGCAGGGGGCAUCGCGCUGCCCUUGUCUGCAGGAAACGAUGAUUUUAAUCUCCGUAACAGAGGGUCCGCGUGUCAAUGCUGGCUGCCAGUUCUUGUUUUAGUUUUUAGCAUUGUCAGACUCGUGUAAAAAAUGUUUCGGUUUUUUGUU